CUUCUAGCUUGGGUCAGUUCUUUCUUUAAUCUAAUACCAUGAAGUCCACAAAAUUAGCUCUGCUGGUAAAAUCGACCAAGUGCGGGUAAACGGCGGGAGGAACUAAAGUAUCCUGGGCAACGCUCAUUGUUUAAAAAGUUGAAUUUCAGCUUCUGAUGCAGACCUGCUGCACCCUGUUCCUCUACACCAAUGCUCAUCAUAGACCUAACUUUAUUCCAAGCAUUUACCAGAAGAACGCCAAGGCAAAGUGUGGAUGCAUCAAUCCAUUCCCUGGCACUUUAGGAUCAGAACAUAGAAACACAUGCUCUGACUCUCACUGGUGCUUUGUCAAUUGCUCUUCUGAUUGCUACGACGUAAAGCCCACUGACGGAGGGAAGCGAUGCUUUUCAGCAUAUGCCUGCCGGGCUACCAACCUGCUGAACGUAUCUCCAGCAAGCAUAUCAAAAACAAGGACCCCUUCCUCACCAAGUGUAUCAAGAACAAAUAUCCCUUCCUCACCGAAGGUAAAGUGCGCCUGCAUCAAUCCCCUCUCUGGUGCUAAUGCUGUUAUGGGUGAUCCUGACCGAACUUGUGAUGCUCUUGACUACUGCUUUGUGGAAGCGAACGCUGAUUGUUCUGAUGUUCAACCUGCUCCUGGAGAGGGAAGAUGGUAUUCUCAUAAAGCUUGCGAUUUGAAACCAGCAGCAACAACCAUCAUUCCGAGUAUCCCAAUCAACUCUGUAGUAAAGCAACCUGAAACAACAGUGCCUUCAAUCGCUGCUGUUGUUGUUCUUCGUCAAUCAGAUUGAUCUUCGAAUGGUUGAUUAGGCUUAAUGUUAGCAUACUUAACACCACGUAUAAAUUUCACCUUUUAGAAUUUGGUGCUAAAAUUUCUUGUUUUUAAAUCUAAGCAAAAAUGCAAAUCCGUCAUGAUCACGCUUCAGUCUGAAAUUAAUCAGAUUUUACCCUCUGUUCCUAUUUUUUUAUUUCUUGAGGAUGUUCAACUUUUGUGAUAUUUUGUUAUUAGUAAAAACUUUUUUAAAGACAUAUUG
This is a messenger RNA of Eurytemora carolleeae, 1031 nucleotides long. RefSeq lists its product as uncharacterized. Lineage: Eukaryota; Metazoa; Arthropoda; Copepoda; Calanoida; Temoridae. The coding region runs from base 156 to 788 and encodes 210 amino acids. The record is from RefSeq and is a predicted model, not a curated record. The transcript has 3 exons.